AAUGCUUCAAUGCUGCAAUUAAUUAAAUAGUUAUUGGACGGCAAUUAGAUAUUCGAUCGAAAAUUAGUCUUGUCGUGAUAAGUUAUAAUACAUCAGUUUUCCUACACGCAAUAUUUACUCUCACUUGAAAAGUGUUACUUCGUCACUGGUGACUGGAGUAGAAGAGUACGGGAGACGACGCGCGACCCGAAGCGCAGAGUAGCUCGGGAUAAUCGCUGAGGCAGGCGCACCGCUGGCUUGUGUCCAAGUAGUAGUGAGUAGUGCCUCUAUCGGCAUCAACGAGCAGUAUAGUGGCAGAGACUGUACCAUCACCUCCACUCAAAUGCAAUCGACGGCAAUAGAUAGUAAUAGAAGUACGGUGGUUGAACAAUUUACAAGUUUUUCGGUUGUUUCACAGCUUCUCUUCUUGUGUCACUCUGUCACUUGACUGAUAGCUGCGUGAUAUAUUAGUAACGAUGAAGUGAUCAUUUCUGCCCAGAUAACCAAAGAUAUUGUGAUCGUGUCAGGGCAGCGUGACGAGAUGCGACCUUCUAAUGCAAUGCACGACGACGGGUUUCUUCGACCAAACGGCGGUCAUAUUUGAAGUUGAAGGAAGAGAAAGACACAGCUGAAUCGAUUGAUCGGAUCGAUGAAAGGAAUCGAACAGAUUUACGAAUGAAGUUGAAUAAAAACGCGGUGGACAAGGAGGAGGAGGACGAAGAAGAAAAACACAAGAUAAAAGUCAUUCAUCCAAUAUCAUCAGACAAACGAACAAGAACAUUAACAUUAAUGCUACGAAAGAUAACUGCUUUGCAAUCGCGUUGGUGAUCGACAAUUUGAACUUGUCGUCACUUCGUGUGUCCGAUGCUGAACGAAAGACUCGAGGCGGACAAUACAUUGGCGGACGGGGAACGUAAUGUUAAUGCCGUGGUUACCGGUCCGACGUUUUCAUCGUUAUCGUCGUCGUGUACAGUGCCCUAUAUCGGCACCGAUCAGGACUACGUGUUCGAAGGUGGCGGUAUGUCGAUGUUGCAGCAGCUUGGUGCAGGCGGUCGCGGAAACACCGAUUGUAUUACUGGCGGAGGAGAUCUCGGGUUCAAUGCAUCGAUAGGAGGAUCGGGGACUGGAUUAGGUGGUGGGAUAGGAUUCGGUGGAAUCGGUACUGAAGGAACUGCGGGAGGAAUUGCAGUAAUGGGUGGAAGAGGAGGAGGAGUAGGAGGAGGAGGAGUAGGAGUAGGAGCAAGUGGUGGAAACAUGAAUAAGGAAGUUCGUUACGCUCCAUUCGUGUCAUCUGUAGGUCCAAUCAGUACCGUAGCCCCAAUAAACCUGCAAUCUUUACCGCCUCCGCCGCCACCUCCACCACCGCCUCCACCGCCGCCGCCACCGCCAUCGCCGCCACCACCGCCACCACCCCUGCCGCUGCAGAUGCAGCAGCGUGCCUUUUCCAAGUCGAUGACAUCCCUACCACCGGAGCCGUUCAUGAUUAUGCGUUCGAAGGCUUUAAAUCGGCGCGUUUCAAUUAAUGUUGGUGGCGUGAAGCAUGAGGUACUCUGGCGUACUCUCGAGCGGUUGCCACAUACGCGCCUAGGUCGACUAAGAGACUGCAAUACCCAUGAGGCAAUAACUGAACUCUGCGACGAUUAUUCUCUAAUCGACAAUGAAUAUUUUUUCGAUCGACAUCCUAAAUCAUUUAGUUCAAUUCUUAAUUUCUAUCGUACUGGCAAGCUUCAUCUAGUAGAUGAGAUGUGCGUGUUGGCGUUUAGUGAUGAUCUCGCAUAUUGGGGUGUUGACGAGCUCUAUCUUGAAAGUUGCUGUCAGCACAAGUAUCACCAGCGUAAGGAGCACGUACACGAGGAAAUGCGUAAGGAGGCAGAGUCACUUCGACAACGUGAAGAAGAAGAAUUCGGUGAGGGAAAGUGCGCUCAAUAUCAGAAAUGGUUAUGGGAUCUUUUGGAGAAACCAACCACCUCCAUUGCGGCACGGGUGAUAGCUGUGAUAUCAAUACUCUUUAUUGUGCUUUCAACGAUCGCACUAACUCUCAACACCAUUCCUAGUAUGCAAGUAAAUGAUGAGAAGGGAAACUUUCAAGACAAUCCGCAGCUCGCUAUGGUGGAGGCUGUGUGCAUUUCGUGGUUUACUCUUGAAUACUUGCUUAGGUUCAGUGCCUCGCCGGACAAAUGGAAAUUUUUCAAAGGCGGUCUUAACGUGAUCGAUUUGCUGGCGAUACUACCAUACUUCGUAUCUUUAUUCCUGGUCGAAACCAACAAAAAUGCGAACGACCAGUUCCAGGACGUGCGCAGGGUAGUGCAGAUCUUUCGUAUAAUGCGGAUCCUAAGGAUUCUGAAAUUAGCCCGUCAUUCAACCGGGCUGCAGAGUCUCGGCUUCACUUUACGUAACUCGUAUAAAGAGUUAGGAUUAUUGAUGCUUUUCUUGGCAAUGGGCGUCCUCAUAUUCUCGAGUCUCGCCUAUUUUGCCGAGAAAGAGGAACCCGGGACCAAAUUCAUAAGCAUUCCAGAGACCUUCUGGUGGGCAGGCAUCACAAUGACCACCGUCGGAUACGGCGACAUCUACCCCACGACCCCGCUCGGCAAAGUGAUCGGCAGUGUGUGUUGUAUAUGUGGUGUCCUGGUAAUCGCGUUGCCCAUUCCCAUUAUCGUCAACAAUUUCGCCGAAUUCUACAAAAAUCAGAUGAGACGGGAAAAAGCCAUCAAAAGACGAGAGGCUCUUGAGAGGGCCAAACGGGAAGGCAGCAUCGUGUCUUUUCAUCAUAUCAACUUGAGAGACGCUUUCGCCAAGAGUAUGGAUCUCAUCGACGUCAUUGUCGAUACUGGUCAUAACAUGUCUGGAGUGGAUGGUAACAGCACGGAGGGGGAAUCUGCAUGCGGUCGUGGACCUGCUCAAACUGGGCCCGGUUGUUAUCGCAAUUAUGAACAUUAUAGUCUAUCGCGGCAUCGGCGCAGUACAUCUAAUGCUUGUUUCCCGAAUUUAUCUAAUGACCUGCCUACUACGCCUAACAGCCCAAACCGUCGGCUCCUCGAUUUUGUCCAGAAUGUACCGAGUUCCCAAAACGAUGAUUUCUAUCAGGAGAAAUUGCCGGCACAGCACGUUAACCAGGGAAAUAUGACUUCUAGCGAUGAAGAGAAAAAAGACAGCAGAAAAUUCGAGAAAAUUGAUGAAUUACCUAGUGAAUUCGAGUGUUGCUUUUGUACUACGAAGGAAUACAAAGACUUCACGGACGCGGAGAGCAUAAUGCCCCUUGCUACAAGUGACUUUCGUAACCCAGUGUGUCAAGAAAUGAGGUCCCUUAGAUUUAAUAGCGGCAAUGGUAUUGGUGGAAGCGGCGCAGAACAUUUAAGUUCAUCACUAAUGGAAUCAAAGGUCUCUCCAAUUCAGCCAUUGGAAACGUUAAGCUUCGCAAGUAUGUACAACGAGCAGGAGUAUCACUAUGCAAAGACUUACAAUGAACAGGGAAGCAUCGACAGUUCAGAUACAUAUGCAAGCUGCCAAACACAUCCGUCACAUUCACAGGGUGAUUUAACUGAAGACGCAGAUAGUAAUCUUUACAUAAAUCCUCUGGAAGCAACGGAAAAAUUCAAAACAAGUCAGAUGAAAAAAUCAAUUUCUGGUGAGGUUGGCCGAAACAUCAUCGCUGAAACAUUGCCUAGCGUUGAAUCUUUGAAGGAGGCCAGUAAAGUUAACCUGAAUGAUAUGAUGCCCAAACAUAGGAAAAUUAGAAUCCAACAAAGCAUAAAACCACGGACGCAAUUCGUUAGUGAUCAAGAGAGUAUAGUUAUGCGCAGUAUCUUAAAGGAAGAUACUGCUGCGGAAGACAACAAUAAUCAUUAUGGAGGGCUACGUGGUGGCAAACCUUCCCCGCUUAUGUCAACAAAUAGCUUGGCAUCCGCUACACGUAUAAUUAAUUAUCACAUGUUUGGGUCUCUUGGCGCGCCAAAGCAUUAUAGAGAAACAAGCGUGGAGAAUAAGCUUUCGCUAUCGGCGGACUCUAUAGAUAGUGGUGGAAUGCCAUUCAUAGACCAACACCGAAUAUCAAAGUCGAUUCUAAAGAAAUCCGAUAGUGGUAAUAAUUACUAUAGCAAUGCUGGUGAUUCGGAUACUGAGAAACUGAUUACGGACAGCAUGUCCACAGCAAGCAUAUGUGAUAAUGAGACAAGCUCAUGUGAUGCCUCAGCCAAUACAAAUAACGUGUGUACAAAAAAACGUCCGAUGUCGCCGUUAUUUUCGCGACAGGUUCUUGAAUCGAUAUUCCUUACCAAUAACAACAUUGAGAGAGAGUGUACAAGUGAUAAAGGGGAUAAAAAACUUAGCGUCUCAAGGAAGUCGAGAAUUCUAUUUAGUGAUAUUGAAGAGGAAAAACAUGCUCGUGAUGAAGCAGUAGUGGAGAAUCAAAAUAAAGAAUUGGAUGACCAGUCAUGGAGAUCAAAGAUACGUGUACAGGAGCAAUCUAAGGAAACUAUGUUAAUACUACGUCCCUACAAAACGAAGAAAUCGAUGACAGAGGAAAAAAAGAAAACUAAUAAAUUGAGUGGACAUAGUUCUUCCACAACUUAUAAGAUGUCUGACGCGAAUUAUUUUUCUCCGAAAUACAAUUUUUCAUCGUAACUACUUCCUCAAUUUCAAUAAUUUUUUAGGCAUUAUAUUAUGUAGUUGCAUUAUCAUCGGACAAUCGCAUAACACAUGCUCAUAUAAUAAUUCAUUAUCUGUGCCUACUAAUUGUGGUAGCAUCGAUAGUAUCAGAUUAAUUAAUUGUAUAAUACAAUUAGGCCUGUUAAAAUUUAUUCCAAUAUUUUGUCCUUAAUCUUUCAUAAAACCAAUGAAAAAACAAUAAUUAAUUAAUCAUGACAGCGGCACAAUUGAUUAUUUCAGUAAACAUAUGUAUAUGUAAAUAUAGGAAUCACAAUAAUACAUAAUCAACGAUUGUUAACGUUCAUGUAAUGAUAUUAAUACGAAAUAGUAUCAGAAGAUUAUAUAAUAUAUAAUAAUUGGCUAUCAUUGCACAAUGUGAUCAAUAAUGU
Messenger RNA from Acromyrmex echinatior (Panamanian leafcutter ant), 5012 nucleotides. It is a transcript of the gene Shab, whose product is annotated as Shaker cognate b. Gene Ontology annotation, biological process: protein homooligomerization; potassium ion transmembrane transport; action potential. Lineage: Eukaryota; Metazoa; Arthropoda; Insecta; Hymenoptera; Formicidae. Gene Ontology annotation, cellular component: voltage-gated potassium channel complex; membrane. Gene Ontology annotation, molecular function: protein binding; delayed rectifier potassium channel activity. The record is from RefSeq and is a predicted model, not a curated record.